AUGAGUUCUUCUCGUCCUUCCACCCCACCCAACCCGGUACCUUCUACUACUAAUGCCACUGUUGAUGUCGCUUUGCCUUGCUCCUACCGAUCAGAAACGCAACCUAUUACACCUCGCAAGACCGUAACUGGAGGAGGAACGAGUAAAGUUACACAGCAUUGCACUGUCAUGGCUUACGAGAUGGAUGGAGAAUUUGUCACCUGCGGAAUUGACGACUUUAUGUCGCAUUAUUUCGCUUUUGUGCCCGACACAAACAAUGUGAUGAGAUGCAUACAGAGGCAUCUGAUUCCAUCGGGCGUCGCCUACAUGGACAAAUCUAAGCUUGUACUCUCAAAGUUCCCCGACACCCCUACUAUUGACAAGGCCGUACCAGGCAAGAAAAACGAAAUGGAAGUUUUUGCACCGCUGGUCAAUAUUGCCAACAACAUUGGCAAGUAUGCUUACCAGUACCAGCCUGGCCUCGCAGGGCCGACCCCCAUACGCAAUAAGUUCAAGUACCGAAACGUCCCAUGCUCGUCCAUCAGCUUCGACAUACUUGGAUUGAACCACAAAGUCGGCGCGUGUUUCACAUCCGAUCAAGCUAAUUUCUUGAGUACCUGGGGAACAGCUGUAUCUAUUGAACAAAAGGUCAAGGUCAACAAUGAACAACGACUCGAUAAUAUGGAAAAGGUGCUUUCCGCCAAUGUUCAGGUCAUGAACGACGAUGUCCGGCGCAUGUUUACAUUUGGAAUGACUUUUGACGCAGACCAGGUAGUUCUCUGGUAUCAUUGUCGAUCCCAUUCCGCGGUUUCUCAAUCAUUCAGCUUCGUCGAGGAGCCUGAAAAACUUGUUAAAAUCUUUAUGUUUUUCCUCUUCGCAACUGAAGAGCAGCUGGGAUAUGAUCCAAUGGUGGAACGCCAAGGCGAUGGCCAAUACAUCUUCCAGAUCUGCCAUUCCAACCCAAACUCUAACGCUGCAGAUAAUUCUCGAUUCUAUCGCACUGUGAAGAUGCUCUCCGGCUAUCGCUCCAACAAUAUUACGGGCCGAAUGCCUCGAGUAUGGACCGUUGAACGGUACAAUCCAACUACUGGAAAUGUAAUUCCGGGUGACUUGCAGGUUCUGAAGGAUGUCUGGAUUGACCAUACUGCUCAAACGGAACGACAAAUUCAAGAGGCGAUGUUCGAAGCGAUCAAUAAAUUUGGCGACGACAAACCACCUGAACAUCCUGACCUCAAAAUGAUCUGGGAGAUGCGAAGGGAACUUAUUCGAUCUCGAGACUAUCAACGACUUUUCCUCACUAUCGAAGAUGAUUAUGACGGUAGACAGUCAAAAGUAAUCGCCCCAGGGUCCCGCCGCAUAUGGGGUCUGUUUGACCCUAUAAGGACGUUUUACCAAUCGUCAGGAACAAAUUCUAGGCAUGAUACGGGGCAGAUUCGCGCAAUUCAUACAUACAAUAAGCCCAAUAUAGAGCGACAUUAUGUGCCCAAGAAGCAGUAUCGGGUUGUAUUUAAGGAGAUUUGUCUUCCCAUAGGAUCAUUGCCAACGCUUGGAGAUGCGAUGGAUGUAAUUCAGGACAUUCAUAUCGCGCUGCAACUAAUGUACUGUGCUGGUUGGGUUCACCGAGAUAUCAGCGACGGCAAUAUCCUAGCCUGCAAAACAGAAGGAUCUGAUUCGCAACCUUUAAAGAUUUGGCAGGCAAAGCUCAUCGACCUUGAAUAUGCGACGCCGUUCCAGCGUCCUGACGAGGCUGCUGCUGAUCCGAAGACUGGAACACCGUAUUUUAUGCCUGUUGAAAUUCUUCGUAAGAGAUACCUUUUUAAUCAAGGACUUGACUUUCUCCAAUUACAAGGUCAUUACGAGGUUGUUAGCACCGUCGUUGACAGUGGCCGCCUUGCUGCAGAACAUCGCUUCGUCAUUCAUAACUACCAACACGAUUUAGAGUCGGUGUGGUGGCUCAUCCUUUAUCUCAUAGUUUCUCGCGUCUUUAUUCAAUCCGACGAAUACUGGGAUGGUCGUAUUCUCGACAAAGAAGAAGCCGAGCGGUGGAUAUCCGGCGUCUUUCAAAACUCCCUUGAGUUGGCGGAUGAUCGAGAGAGCGCCUUCUCCUUUUAUGGGUCCAUCGAACGCCAAAUUAUGCGCUUCACGCCGAAUCAUCUUAAAGAUCUGGUCCAACGUCUCCAACGAAACCAAACAGUUUUACUGUCGUCUUAUGUCAACCGCGAGCGGAGGGAACAAAUAUACGAUCACGCCUCAUACGCGCAAGCUCAUAUUGACUUUGGUCUUUUCCUUGAAUCCGUUCAGAUUUCGGAGCCUAAGACCUGGCGUCAAUAUGUGCUCCAUUUACCAGAACCUUCUCCAUCCACUCAAAUUGAAGCUCCAGCUAUGUAG
This is a messenger RNA of Psilocybe cubensis, 2367 nucleotides long. RefSeq lists its product as uncharacterized. The transcript is spliced from 8 exons. Bases 1 to 2367 code for a protein of 788 amino acids. Lineage: Eukaryota; Fungi; Basidiomycota; Agaricomycetes; Agaricales; Agrocybaceae. The record is from RefSeq and is a predicted model, not a curated record.